Molecule: messenger RNA, 566 nt
Organism: Microplitis demolitor
Lineage: Eukaryota; Metazoa; Arthropoda; Insecta; Hymenoptera; Braconidae
Gene: mRpL54
Product: 39S ribosomal protein L54, mitochondrial
Exons: 2
Coding region: 96-524 (142 amino acids)
Cellular component (GO): mitochondrial large ribosomal subunit
Molecular function (GO): structural constituent of ribosome
Source: RefSeq, a predicted model, not a curated record
CGUGCGCAAUAGAGAGAAAAAAAAUAAAUAAUUUUCUAAGUCGUGAGAUAUACAAAUAAUGAACAUUAUAUUUUAAUUACUUGUAAUAAUUAACAAUGGCUUUAUUAAAUAUAGUACAGAGAUUUAGACAUAAAUUAAUUAUUGCCAAUACUUGUUUGUUACCAAAAAAUACUUACGCUAUAGGAGUCGGCGGAGCCUUAGGAAAAUUGAAGAGACCCAAAGGUAAAGGUGUAGGAGCCGCUCAAGAAAAAAUAAAACUUCCAGUCGAAACUGACGCACACCGUCUGGUAAAUUACGUCUGCGGGUCAAAUAUUCUCAAGGAAGGUGGCGAAGAUGUCAAGAUAAAACCUGAUUCCGAGUAUCCCGACUGGCUCUGGGAGAUCAACAUCGGGCCUCCCAAGACUCUGGACGAGUUGGACCCAAACACCAAAGCCUACUGGCGUAAAUUACGCAAGACGGCUUUAGUUGAAAAUAAUAAAAAAAUUAAAUAUCGUGUUCUUGAUCCUGUGGCAACAUUACUGUAAUUUUUUAAUCAAUUAAUUAAAUAAAUUUUCAUACAUAACGAA